UCAAUAUAUUUGACGCUUGCGUCGAAUUUUUAUCAGUUGGUUUUUACCAGAAGUGUUGUUCUUUACACAUUGUAGUAUUCAUUUUUAAUCCGUGUUUUAAGUGAGGAGAUUUUAACAAAAUGAAUUCUGAAACUGAAAUGAAAGAGAGAGGUGCACCGCCACCAUACUCCGACUCUCAAAAUACAGAACCACAAGGUGUUCCACAAGGUGUUCCGCAAGGUGUUCCGCAAGGUGUUCCACAAGGUGUUCCACAACCAGUUAUAGUAGGCACUGCGGUUGCUUACCCCACUGCCACCGUGGUACCAGCAGUCACUACUACUGUGGUGAUAGGGAAACAAAUGGGUCCAUCACCGACGGUAUACAUAUGUAAAUCAUGUAAUACUCAAAUCAUGACGAAGGUGGAAAGGAAGCCUUCGCUAAGAACUCAUCUGUUUGCACUGUUAUUGUGUGUUAUAGGAUGCUGGCCAUGCGUUUGUGUCCCAUACUGCGUGGAUUCGUGUAAUAAUGCUGACCAUUACUGUCCCAGUUGUAACGCCUACCUCGGAUCUUACUUAGGCUAACUAUUUGUGAUUACUAUAUUUGGUUAGGUUUUAAUAAAUUUAUAUCAAAUAAACAAUUUUUUAAGCGAUGUUUAAUCAAUUUUAUUAGUAACAUGAGUGUUACUAAAUUUAAAUAUGUUUAAACUGAACUACUAUUUGAUCAAGGACCUUAGAAACUUACUUUGAUAUUCCACUACUGUGACAUAUGUCCUACAUAUGGUAGUCUAUGUUUUUUUUCUUAACAUAAUGAAAGGGAUGGUGACAUUGAUUUUAUAAAAUUUUUCGACAGUUGAAACGCACUGUAAAAUAUCGUUUACUGAUAUGCGAUUCAUGAUUGUAGGAAUCUGAGGGUUUAUUACGGAUAUUUGCGAUAUGCGUUUUCGUAACGUCAUCGACAAAAUAUGACAGAAUUUGUAUAAUGAGUUGUAGUCAAAAUUUGUAUGAUAUGAUUUGUCGUUGUACUUUACACCUAUCAGGCGUA
Molecule: messenger RNA, 1020 nt
Organism: Papilio machaon (common yellow swallowtail)
Lineage: Eukaryota; Metazoa; Arthropoda; Insecta; Lepidoptera; Papilionidae
Product: lipopolysaccharide-induced tumor necrosis factor-alpha factor homolog
Exons: 3
Coding region: 120-560 (146 amino acids)
Molecular function (GO): zinc ion binding
Source: RefSeq, a predicted model, not a curated record